AUGUUGUUCUUCGGAGUCACCAUCGACUUGCAUGACCCCGUGAGCAUCACCAAGCUCGGUCCUUCCGCUCAAGAAUGCUGGUGCUGGCUCCACUUCCAAUUUCCUACCAUUGCAUCAUCCAUUCUAAAUGAAUCCAAUUACAAGCUGCCCAUGUUGGUUUAUAAAACCGCGAGUCCGCAAGAGAUCAGCCAGUGGGCGCAGCGCACUCUCGUUGUCCAUCCACCCUCACAUAUCAACCUCGACCAAUUGCGGGUCAACGAGGGUCAGAAGAAGGUCCCAUCAUCUGAUGGAGACCAUACAUGGAUGCAUCUUGUCCCUGGCGAAAUCACCAAUGGGGCGGUCUCUAAAUUCUGUCUGCUGUUCCAUACCCAUCACUCGCCAUUCGAUGGCGCAGGGUCAAAGAUCAUCGUGAAUCACUACCUCACGCAAUUGGCGAAGGUGCUCUCUGACUCCUAUGGCGCAUCAGAGGAUACAUACAGAUUUAGCGCUCGCCCAAAAGAUACAGGGUGGCUGAAGACGCGUCGCGCCGAGGUCCUCUUCACAAUGGAGGAAUCAGCAGGAAUUCAAACUGCCUUGAGGAUCUCUGGGUUUACACUUACACACCUUGCUAAUUUCCGAGGCCGGUUGGAUCCGAACCACGCGCUACAUCCAGGCUAUGUCCUUGGUGUUUUCAUGACCAGGAUUCCGGUGUCAGUGUUCUUGUCCCCUGACGGAACUGUCUUACCAUUAGACAGGGACAUGCUUCUAUGGGUGGCAGACAUAGCCAAGGGACAGUAUCAAGCCCACAUAGAAUUGCCUGCUGGGUUGAGUUGCAUGCUGCAGGUUGGUGAAGCAUACACCUCGGCCAUCAUGCCAGCUGUAUCUGCAAACAUCCGGUUCAGCCCAUACUGUCAUAUUGAUAUAUCCAAACUGGCUUAUUAGCCAAAAACCCUGAUACAUCAUUCAGUUUAGCUAUCCACUGUAACACUAUCUAGGUUGAUGUAUCCUUGGGUGGAUCCCAGCAGUGGCUUCUGUAUACAUCAUUCCCAGCAUAUUUUCGCAUUUUUGGCCACCUACCCCCCCACAAUAUUCUCACACUUCAUAGCUCCGCAUUUUGGGCCACCUACUGUGGGAAUUUCCCCACAACACCAAAAACAUCGCCCAUUUUGGGAAUCUCCACAAUAUCAAUUAUUCCCACACCCUCCCCACCUUACUGCAGCUUCACCACUACACCACAAUAGGUCCCCCCUUGUAUCUAAGUAGUAGUUUGGUAUAUAC
Suillus subalutaceus is the source of this 1257-nucleotide messenger RNA. RefSeq lists its product as uncharacterized. The record is from RefSeq and is a predicted model, not a curated record. Lineage: Eukaryota; Fungi; Basidiomycota; Agaricomycetes; Boletales; Suillaceae. The coding region runs from base 1 to 921 and encodes 306 amino acids. The transcript is spliced from 4 exons.